GCGAGGCAGUGGAGUCCGAUCGCGUUGGCGUUUUUAGGCGACGCCGUGUUCGAGUUGUACGCGCGAGGGGUGUUUUUUUACCCGCCCGCGAAACCGCUCGAAUACGAUUUGAAGACAAAGCGACUGGCGCGCGCCGAGGCGCAGGAUUUUUUGCUCAGGCUCUUGAUCGACGGCGACGCGUUGAGCGAGGAGGAGGUUUCAAUCGUAAAAUGGGGGCGGAACGCGGCGUACGGGAACAUUCCGACGCGAUUAAAAGGGAAAGGGAAGGGCGGGCACGGGACGUAUCGCAACGCGAGCGCGCUCGAGUGCCUCGUGGGCUACCUCUACGUCGUCGAUCGCGCGCGACUGCAGGAAGUGAUGACGAUCGUCAUGUCUGAGACCGCCAUCGAGGGCGCGUUGGCGCUGUCUUCGAAAUAG
Messenger RNA from Ostreococcus lucimarinus CCE9901, 417 nucleotides. RefSeq lists its product with no specific name. Gene Ontology annotation, molecular function: ribonuclease III activity. Gene Ontology annotation, biological process: RNA processing. The record is from RefSeq and is a predicted model, not a curated record. The transcript has a single exon. NCBI's taxonomy places the organism in Eukaryota, Viridiplantae, Chlorophyta, Mamiellophyceae, Mamiellales, Bathycoccaceae. The annotation marks the transcript as partial.